Acipenser ruthenus (sterlet) is the source of this 1951-nucleotide messenger RNA. Its product is annotated as cysteine-rich protein 2-like. Bases 4 to 753 code for a protein of 249 amino acids. The transcript has 8 exons. NCBI's taxonomy places the organism in Eukaryota, Metazoa, Chordata, Actinopteri, Acipenseriformes, Acipenseridae. The record is from RefSeq and is a predicted model, not a curated record.
GUUAUGCAAAUAAAGAGCGGUGCCUUGCAAUUGAUGGGAGCCAGUGGUGCUGGAGAGAAGAGCGCAUUUUCUGUGUGGAAAAGGGACGGACAGACUGUCGUGGCGUUGAAAUUGAAUCUAAAUACCAUGGCAUCCAAGUGUCCAAAAUGCGAGAAAACCGUCUAUUUCGCCGAGAAGGUCACUUCCCUGGGAAAAGACUGGCAUAAGUUCUGUCUAAAGUGUGAGCGCUGUAACAAGACUCUGACUUCAGGGGGCCACGCUGAGCAUGAUGGGAAACCAUUCUGCCACAAGCCGUGCUACGCUGCUCUUUUUGGGCCAAAAGGUGUCAACAUUGGUGGUGCAGGGGCAUACGUCUAUGAUAACCCCCCUGUGAACUCCCAGCAAACGAGCGCCGCAGUCGAGUCGGCCCCCAAAACGGAGGAGGAGAGAAAGACCUCUGGACCCCCCCGGGGACCUGUGAAAGCUGCAAGCAUUACCAGUUUUUCAGGAGAGCCCAAUAUGUGCCCCAGGUGUAACAAGAAGGUUUAUUUUGCGGAGAAGGUGACGUCCCUGGGGAAGGACUGGCAUCGCCCGUGUCUACGUUGUGAGCGUUGCAGCAAGACCCUGACUCCGGGGAGCCACGCAGAGCAUGAUGGGCAGCCCUACUGCCACAAGCCCUGCUAUGCAACUCUGUUUGGACCAAAAGGUGUGAACACUGGUGGGGUGGGCAGCUACAUCUAUGAGAAGGACCCAAGCUCUGAAGCCCAGCCCUGAGCAGCCCUGAGAAGCAUGCAGCUCUAGCUCUUCCUACUGUCCCACUACCUGGGGAAAAAAAACCCAUCCAUAAACAGGGGUAGCUCUGCAGUCACCUGGACCAAAACAAUGCAAGGGAAUCAGGAGAUUUCCAUUGGCUAAUAAAUUAUUCACUGGACCACCCACUAUAAAUAUAUUCACUCCACCAAGGCCUCUUAUUAACUCUUUCAACACUGCAGACCUGUAACAGGGCUUGGAGCACCACUUAAAACACCACAUCAGUCUUGUUUGGCCAUACAUGUUCAUAAACCACUUUUUUUCAGUAUAAGACACUGAAAUUGGUUAAUAACCUAUUCUAGUGUGACCUUUCUGUAAAGUUUCUGAAAUAUUUCAAUAUAUAGUGCUGGAAGAAUUACAGAAGGAAUACAGGGUUGUAUAAAUAUUAUCACGACCAUUGCAGCGUGAGACAAGGCCUCUUUGUGGUAAAAAAGGGGCUGCCUUUUCUUAACAAAAACAAAACAAAACAAAAAACCUUCCAAGCUAAUCUUUUAAGCACGUCUACUCUGACAACCUGCUAUAAAAAAUGAAACCAAAUUUAUAUUGUUAGCCUAUUAGGUGGAUUCCAAAUAUUUAUCUGAUUUUGAGGAAUACCACACACUUGCCAAGUUAUCUUAAGAACAUUAUUUACAAGUGAAUGUCUGGAGUAUCUUAAUUUGUCUUAACAUUUGAAAAUUUAUUGAAUACACAUUUUUUUCAAUUUGGGUCUUGUAAAGUUCAUUUGAGAUAGAGGGGCAGAUCUUUAAAGUGGACAAUGGACAUACAUUUAUUUGUAAUUUAAUACAAAUUACCAUUAAAUCACUAUGACCAGCAACGUAUUUGGUUAUUAGGGAACAUCCUAAAUAAUGCAGGAGCACGACCGCUUCUAUACAGAAGAGGGCGCUAGGUACUUCUGCUUGCCCAAACAUUUAUUGCCCAACUGUUAAUUUGUCUACCUGGUGACUGAAGAACUGUUCCUGUUCCUUUUUAUUUUAAGAGUAAUACUGCUAGUAGUAGAUAUUAGGCUAGAAACUGCAAACUGACUGGGUAGAUAAGCUAAGCAUUAUGUUUUUAUGUUAUGCAAAGUAACUGGGCAUGGAAAUUCAGGGCUUUUUAUGAGAUUGUAUUAUUAAGAUCUUUUGUCUUUUUGAACCCUAAUUAAAAAAAAACAGUUCUUAUGCCA